UUUUCCCUCCAGCGCUGACGGGCAGAAUGGCCGGCAGGAAGACGGCGUGUUGCGGUCUUUCUGCUCUGGAGGUCACGCUGGGCGUCCUGUUCAUCAUCAUGACGGCUGUGAGCGUGACGCUGAUCGCACUGAUGGCUACCUGGAAAACAGAAACAGAUCCAGUCACUCCAGAACCUCAGCACAAACCGUACCUGAUCGGAGUGGGCCGAGCCGACUGCACAGGGCCUCCAGCCGAUAUCCCUCUGAUGGGUUAUGCAAAGCCUCAGCAGACAGCUGCAGGCAUACACACUCGCCUGUACAGCCGAGCCUUCAUCAUCGACGACGGGAGGCGGAGAGUCGUGUUCGUCACUGCAGACGUAGGGAUGAUAUCACAGAGGCUACGCCUGGAGGUUCUGCAAGCGCUGAAAGUGAAAUACGGGGAUCUGUACCGUCAGGAUAAUGUGGUCCUGAGUGGGACUCACACUCACUGUGGACUGGCCGGAUACUUCCAGUACACGCUGUUUAUGAUCAGCAGUAAAGGUUACAUGAAGGCGUCCAUCGAGCCGCUGGUCAAUGGCAUUGUCAAGAGUAUAGACAUAGCCCACAGUAACAUGAGGCCAGGCAGGAUUUACAGGAGCCAAGGAGAGCUGGACGACAGCAGCAUCAACAGAAGUCCUCACUCCUACCUGAACAACCCAGAGGAAGAGAGACACAGGUAUAAGUGGAACACAGAUAAACAGGUGUUGGUGUUGAAGUUCACAGACCUGGACGGAGACGGUAUCGGUAUGCUGAGCUGGUUCGCUGUUCAUGCCGUCAGCAUGAACUACACCAACCAAAUGGUGAGCAGCGACAACAUGGGCUACGCCUCCUACCUGAUGGAGCAGGACAAAAACCCUGGAGAGCUACCUGGAAAGGGAGGCUUUGUUGCUGGUUUCUCUUCAAGUAACCUCGGCGAUGUGAGUCCGAACACCAGAGGACCUCACUGUAUGAACACCGGACUACCCCGGGCCUACCUCAACCGCUCCUGCCCUGUAGGAGGGACUAUGAUGUGUAAAGCGUUUGGACCUUCGGACGACAUGUUCGACAGCACGAAGAUCAUCGGACACAAAAUCUACAGUAAGGCCAAGGAGCUGUAUGCUAACACAGUUGAAGAGGUGACUGGCUUCCUUCACUCAGCCCAUCAGUGGGUCAACAUGACGAAUGUUACAGUUCAGAUCGACGACACACAUACGGUCAGCACAUGUAAACCAGCUCUGGGUCACAGUUUUGCAGCAGGAACAACAGAUGGAGGAGGAGACCUCAACUUCACUCAAGGCGCUGUGGAGGGCGACCCAUUCUGGGACGGGAUCAGAGACGCUCUCCUGGGUGAGCCAUCCAAUCAGACACAGGAGUGUCAUCAUCCCAAACCAAUCCUGUUCAACACGGGAGAGAUGAACUGGCCUCUACCGUGGCAUCCUCAGAUCAUCGAUGUUCAGAUCAUCACCAUCGGCUCUGUGGCUGUUGUAGCUGUUCCUGGAGAGAUGACCACCAUGUCGGGGAGGAGGUUAAGAGAAGCUGUCAAACAGGAGCUCGAAUCAGAGGGGGCAUUCAGGGAUUCGGUGGUGGUGAUCGCAGGCCUGAGUAACGUGUACACUCACUAUAUCACCACCUUUGAAGAGUACCAGGUGCAGCGGUAUGAAGGAGCCUCCACCAUCUACGGUCCACACACGCUCAGUGCCUACCUGCUCAAAUACCGAGACCUCGCCAGAGCCAUCGCACAGGACAGAGUGUCAGAUCUGCCGGGAGGACCACAGCCUCCCUUCUUUGAGAAGAAUCUCUUUAAUCUGCUGCCUGAUGCACCUGUUGAUAAAAAACCAGAGAACAGCAGCUUCGGAGACGUCUUGCAGCAGGUCUACCCCGUCUACAGACAGGGUGAUGUGGUCUCUGUCACGUUUGUAGCAGGGAACCCCAGACAUUCUGGAGACAUUAGAGAUAAAACUUUUGUUACAGUGGAGAUUUAUGACAACCGAACAAACACCUGGGAGGUUGUCCAUACUGAUGCAUCAUGGGAGACCAGGUUUCACUGGCUAAAGGGUUCGAAUCAGCAGAGCAACUCUACCAUCGAGUGGCACAUUCCCCCGUCGGCCCCCAGCGGCUCCUACAGGAUCAAACACUUCGGACACUACAAACAGUGGAAAGGCCUUCGACCCGUCAUCACGCCAUACGAAGGCACGUCAGACAUCUUCAGAGUCGCCGCCAGCUUUUACUAUCAGUGAGAUUCCUGCAAGGUCCCAGCUCCUGAACAUCGCCUCUCAGAAAGCCUCCGAACUUUCUGGAA
Molecule: messenger RNA, 2296 nt
Organism: Plectropomus leopardus (leopard coralgrouper)
Lineage: Eukaryota; Metazoa; Chordata; Actinopteri; Perciformes; Serranidae
Source: RefSeq, a predicted model, not a curated record